Epithele typhae is the source of this 1122-nucleotide messenger RNA. RefSeq lists its product as uncharacterized. The record is from RefSeq and is a predicted model, not a curated record. Gene Ontology annotation, biological process: mitochondrion organization. Lineage: Eukaryota; Fungi; Basidiomycota; Agaricomycetes; Polyporales; Epitheliaceae. Bases 1 to 1122 code for a protein of 373 amino acids. The transcript has 5 exons. Gene Ontology annotation, cellular component: SAM complex.
AUGCCAGCUUCUACUGCCCAUUCCACGCUGCACAUUUGGCCCCCGUACGGCGACCUUCUCUCUAUCGACAUCUCGUCCGUUGCUGCCCUCCUCUACCUCCAGCUCACCAUCCCGGGCUCCUUCUCCGUAGUUCACUGCGCAAACCCCGACGUCUCGCCAACAGGUCAACUACCUUUCCUCACCCAUGGUCUACAUCAAGCUUCAGGCUUCUCGUCCAUCGCUGCCUUUGUCAGAAAUCUGCCCCAUGCGCGUCACCUUGAUACCCAUCUCACCAGUGUGGAAGCUGCUCAAAUAACAGCACGCGUCGCUCAUAUCGAGUCGGACUACGGAGACCUAGUGAAUCAUAUGCUGUACUCGCUUCAAGAGAACUGGGCUGCCGUCACUGGCCCUGCUCUUGUGUCUAUGCUCCCUCUUCCUCAAAGGUAUUACGUGCCGUCCCGCGUUCGUCUCUCGCAUCAAGCGCGACUAGAGACUGUAGAGCUAUGGCACGUACCCGAAGUGGAGGAGGAUGAAGACGAGCCCCGGAAGGUUUUUGGACGUAGGAAAAAAGUUCGUCCAGCGACCGAGCCUCAGAGGUUUAAGGCCAUGAUGGAACGAGAGAAGGUUGUGGAGAAGACGUGUGCCGUCCUCGAGGUCUACGACAGGUUACUCGGCCGGCAUGCAUUCUUCAUGGGCAGUGAUUCACCGACGACGCUUGACAUUGCCUUCGCUGCGCACUCACAUAUGCUGCUGAACGCCAGAUAUCCUGACCCUCUUGUCACUGAUGUCCUGACUGAGAAGCACCCUCGUCUAGUCGCGCACUGCAACAGAGUCAUCGAAACGGCGUCGACAAAUUUCGUGCCCCAGGUUAUUGAACAACGCUGGACUUCGUCUUUGUGGUAUCUGUUCCCGUCACCGCGCAUGCCAGCAAGGCGUCGCGCGCCGUCAGUUUCAGUUGAGGCCCAGAAGGAAGACUGGCGUUACAAACUAUGGCGUUGGGGGUUCAUGGGAACAUCUGUCCUUGUCGCUGCGGUAUACGUAACAUCUGUCUUUCAGGUGAGGUUAAUAUCUGCCGGGGACGUCACUGGCAGGGAGGACGUCGAUGAGCUGGAGGAGGUAGAGGCUGCUGUGGACGAGGAUUGA